This is a messenger RNA of Malania oleifera, 2470 nucleotides long. RefSeq lists its product as uncharacterized. The transcript has 12 exons. Gene Ontology annotation, molecular function: GTP binding. Gene Ontology annotation, cellular component: chloroplast. The record is from RefSeq and is a predicted model, not a curated record. The coding region runs from base 53 to 2065 and encodes 670 amino acids. NCBI's taxonomy places the organism in Eukaryota, Viridiplantae, Streptophyta, Magnoliopsida, Santalales, Ximeniaceae.
GAUAAAGAUAAACCUCCUGAGGUUUCUGCAACUGGAGCUCGGUUUACUCACCAUGUCAGUAGUUCAGAGUCUCAAGUGCGCAUUUCCCGCUCUCGCUCUCGUCUCCCCCACCGUUUCGAGGGCUUCCCCACUCCCCUCCGCCUCUCUCCCUCCACCGCCACAUCGCUCUACCCCCUCCUCUUCUAUUUUCUUCUCACCUCUCAAGAAUUCUUCGAACCUCAGAUGGGGCCGCCGGCAUGUUCCGGACCCAGCUCUCUGCUCUCCCGCCUCCGAAUUCUCCGGCAAUGCCGAUGCCGGAGAAGAGCAAGAAGAAUUAGAAGAAGGGCUUGUUGAUUCUGAUGGCAUUGACUAUGAUGAUGAUGAUGAUGAUGAUGACCAUGAUGGCACUGGUGAAGAUUAUUCGAUAGAUGUUGAAGAGCUUGAAGAAGAUGCAAAGGAUGCUGUUCGACAGUAUUCUUUGUCAUUGUCUCGUCAAUUGAGUGCCGGAGAAGAGACAAGUGAUCAAAAGGAUGCUGGCAGAAAGAAAAAGAGGCAUAGAAGCACAUUUAACAAUGUCCCUGAUCAUCUUCUUCCAAAGGUUGCUAUCGUUGGAAGGCCAAAUGUUGGUAAAUCAGCAUUAUUUAAUCGUCUUGUUGGGGGUAACAAAGCAAUUGUGGUGGAUGAGCCAGGGGUUACUAGGGAUCGCUUGUAUAGUAGAUCCUUCUGGGGUGACUAUGAAUUCAUGGUGGUAGACACUGGAGGUGUUCUCACAAUUUCAAAAUCACAGGCUAAUGUCCUGGAAGAAUUGGCAAUUACAACCACCAUUGGCAUGGAGGGGAUUCCACGUGCCUCCAGGGAGGCAGCUGUUGCCAAGAUGCCUUCAAUGAUUGAAAGACAAGCUACUGCAGCUGUGGAAGAAUCAUCAGUCAUUAUAUUUCUUGUUGAUGGUCAGGCAGGUUUGACAGCAGCUGAUGAAGAAAUAGCUGACUGGUUACGCAAGAACUACUCAAAAAAGCACAUCAUUCUUGCAGUGAAUAAGUGUGAAUCUCCACGUAAAGGUGUUAUGCAGGCUUCCGAAUUUUGGUCCUUGGGGUUUUCACCACUUCCUUUAUCUGCUAUAACUGGGACUGGAACUGGAGAGCUUCUUGAUCUUGUUUGUUCAGGAAUAAAAAAAGUUCAGGGUUCAGAGAAUCUUGAUGAGGAAGAAAGUUAUGUUCCUGCACUUGCAAUUGUUGGUCGACCAAAUGUUGGUAAAAGUAGCAUUUUGAACGCAUUAGUUGGGGAGGACAGAACAAUUGUUAGCCCAAUCAGUGGUACUACUCGUGAUGCUAUUGAUACUGAAUUUGCUGGGCUGGAUGGCCAGAAGUACCGGCUUAUUGAUACUGCUGGAAUCAGACGAAGGGCAGCCGUAGCUUCAUCAGGCAGCACAACAGAGGCUUUGUCAGUAAAUCGAGCGUUUCGUGCCGUUCGUCGUUCUGAUAUUGUGGCUCUUGUGAUUGAGGCAAUGGCAUGUAUCACAGAGCAGGACUACAAGAUAGCUGAGAGGAUAGAAAAAGAAGGCAAAGGUUGCCUGAUUGUUGUAAACAAAUGGGACACCAUACCAAACAAGAACCAGCAGACAGCAAUGUACUAUGAGCAAGAUGUUAGAGAAAAGCUUCGUAUUCUUCAUUGGGCACCUAUUGUUUAUUCAACUGCAAUAUCUGGUCAGAGUGUUGAAAAAAUCAUUGUUGCUGCUGCUAUGGUUGAAAAAGAGAGAUCAAGAAGACUAGGUACUUCCAUAUUAAAUCAAGUGGUACGGGAAGCGCUUGCUUUUAAGCCACCUCCAAGGACACGAAGUGGAAAGAGAGGGCGUGUCUAUUACUGCACUCAGGCAGCUAUAAGGCCGCCCACAUUUGUGUUCUUUGUUAAUGAUGCAAAACUUUUCCCUGAAACAUAUCGGCGGUAUAUGGAAAAGCAAUUGCGGUCAGAUGCAGGGUUCUCUGGUUCACCAAUUCGGCUUCUAUGGCGCAGCAGAAGAAAGAUGGGAAAAGAUGAAGCCAGGGCAGCAACAACAUCAACAGCGACACAAUCAAAUUUUGCGGCAUGAAACAGAUAUUUGGCUGUAGCUGCAUGAAUUAUUUUGAUGUUUUGUCAUCUCGGGACCAGCCUGGUUUUAGAUUAUGGACCAGACAUUCACGGGAUAAUUUUCAUGUUAGUUUCCAAAUCAACCUACCAAACAGGUGUUCCAGCCAGGUAAGGUGCAAUAAGCAUGGAGCUUCCUUCUGUAAAAUUCAGUUCUCUCUCCUUGGUUGGCAUUGCUACAAGUUCAGAUCUCAAGCAACCAUUGUUAGGAGGGAACUCAAUACUGUUUGUACGUAUUGAUUGGUUGGGAACAUGUAAAUUCUGAACGUGGCUUUCAUUGCUCAACUUGUUAUUACUGUCAUUUGUCAAGUUCAGAGGAGCUCUGUUUGUAUGGACAGCUUUCCUUCUUAUUAAUGUUUCUUUAAUUGUA